Sporisorium graminicola is the source of this 915-nucleotide messenger RNA. RefSeq lists its product as uncharacterized. Lineage: Eukaryota; Fungi; Basidiomycota; Ustilaginomycetes; Ustilaginales; Ustilaginaceae. Bases 1 to 915 code for a protein of 304 amino acids. The transcript has a single exon. The record is from RefSeq and is a predicted model, not a curated record.
AUGCGACAAGCUCUGCUGUUGGCGAUUGCCACCUCGUCGGCCAGUCUCUGCCCGCGCGACGAUGGAUCGCAGCUGGAAGAGCUCUUGCUCUCGGAACAGCGUGCGGGCAACAAAGUAGGCAUGUGCGGAGGAGCAGCGCGAAUCGUCAAGCCGUUUGCGUCGGAAAAGCGACGUGGUGCGAUUGCACUGAUCGAGGUCGAGGUGGAAGCUGCACGUGCCGCCAGGCUGAGCGCAGUGAUCAGCGAGCGUGGGGUGGUGGAACAGGUCAAGCAACUGGCUACGCUUGUGCUGGUCGGGGUGAGCAGCACGGAGCAUGCUAUGAGCUUGAUCGAAGGCGUGGGACUGCACAAGGGCCACAUGGUGGUCUACUCGGACGACUCUGCCGAGAUCCAGCAUGUGCUCCGGGAGCUGGAGCCUGCCAGUCUGUCGGUCAACCACGUUGCGCCCGAGAAUCUGUUUUCGAGCUACGCAAUCCGAGCGCGACCGGACAGUGCUGGUGUACUGCACCACCAUGGUAUCCAGGCGACGAGCGAGUGGCAAGGGCUGCGAUGGCCGCUCAAUGGGUUCCAGACCUCCAGUGUGGCCUACCUGGACGGGGUUCGCAGCACCAGUCUGGGUCUGUGCGGGGUAGCUGCCUCAACCGCUGGGUCGAACUCGGCCUUGUCGAGAGCGUCGGGGAACCAACGGGAGAGCACAGUGCGCAAGGCUCUGGCGCUGCACAUUGCCAAGACCAAGAGAAUGGUGCAGCGCUCGCGUCCCACAGUGGCAGUGCCCGUGCUUCGCGUCUUCUUCCUGCAAGGCCUGUUUCUGUUCUGGGCAAGCGCACUGACAUGUACGUUGGCUGGGGUGGGCCUUGGUGCUUUCAAGCUGUCACACUGGGCUUGGUUGCGAUACAUGAAUGCCCGCUCUGCCUGA